Messenger RNA from Python bivittatus (Burmese python), 2477 nucleotides. NCBI's taxonomy places the organism in Eukaryota, Metazoa, Chordata, Lepidosauria, Squamata, Pythonidae. The record is from RefSeq and is a predicted model, not a curated record.
GAACCUGAGGAGCCCCCGCCAGAAAAGAGGCUGGGUCUCCAGCUCGGCCGUCCCUGGAAGCAGGCUUUCUGUCCUCCUCGCCCCCUUUCCGAGGAUUUGCUCCUCUCACGCGUGGAGGCAUAAAAGUUUGUUUCUGAGCGCGUGUGCAGCUGCUUCCUCUAGCUCAGUGUUUUUCAAACUUGGCAACUUUACGAUGUGUGGACUUCAGGUCCCAGAAUUCCCCAGCCAGCAGGUUGCCAAGUUUGAAAAACACCGCUCGAAGGGUUCCCCCCAGUUGACUUCCUGGCCAGGGAGCUCCGGCACCUUCCUGUUACGAACUGGAUCAUAGCGGAGGCCCUUCCCUCAUGUUCAGUGCCGGCGGCAGAGGCCGACGCUUGCGGCUUGGCCACUGACCCCCUCUUCCCUCGUGGCACAGGGAUGCCCGAGAAGCAGCGCCAGGUCCUUCAGGAGCAGCUGAUUGACGUCAUCCUGCACGUCCUGAGGGCCCACCCAGAGCUUCACUACUACCAAGGCUACCACGACAUUGCCGUGACUCUGCUGUUGGUAUCCGGCGAGCGCGUGGCUGUUGCCCUGCUGGAGAGGCUCUCCACACAUCACCUGAGGGACUUCAUGGACCCCACCAUUGACAGCACCAAGCACAUUCUCAGUUACCUGAUGCCUAUCCUGCAACACGAGAGUCCUCAGCUCCAUGACUUCAUGCAAAGAGCAGAGGUGGGGACCAUCUUUGCCCUAAGCUGGCUGAUCACCUGGUUUGGUCACGUUCUCGCCAACUUCCACCAUGUCCUGCGCCUCUACGACUUUUUCCUGGCCUCCCACCCCCUUAUGGCCGUUUAUUUUGCUGCGGUGAUUGUCCUCUAUCGGGAAGAGGAGGUGCUGUCCUGUGACUGCGACAUGCCCAGCAUCCAUCAGCUCCUGUCGCGCUUCCCGCAGGACCUGCCCUACGAGACCCUGAUUGUCCAAGCCCACCAGCUCUUCCAGCGCCUGCCCCACACACAGCUCACCAAACAGGCAGCCCUUCAGCUCUACAAGAGCAUUGCCAUCAGCUCCUUCUCGACAUUCCAGCAAGCAGCACUCUGCCAACGCCCAGAUGCCAUCCUUCGCCAGCAGCAGUGGCGGCGGCAGCACCACUCCAGCCCCAGCAACGUAGAGUCCGAUGUGCUCCUUCUCCCUGCAGGACGCAGCGCCCUGGUGAAAGCUGCGGUUUGGGGGCUCACGGCCACGCUGGGGGCUGCUGCCCUGGCCGUCACGCAGACCGCCUUGGAGUGGGGCCCCAAUUUCCUCUUGCAGCUCUUCUAGGGCGCCUCAGCAGGGCGGCAGUGCCUCCCCGGCUCUGCCGCUUGAUCCAAAGGCUCUAGGUCCAUGGGCUGGACUGAAGGGAAGGGGAGCCCCGUUGGAGGCGUGCGGGGUCUGGAGGAUGGAAUCUGGAGCCCCAUCCUCUCUGCCGUUCCUGGCUGCGGCUGCAGCUGCUGGCUGCCAGAGCUGACCUCACCCCGCCGGCCCACUGGAUUGAUGGGGGCCACAAGCCCGGUGCCGAACCCCCUCCCCGUAGAAAGUCCUGGGGCUCCACGGGUGGGGAAAGCCGGGCAUCUAGCCUUGCUCGCCACACAAGCAGGCGAGAGAGGAAGAUCAGGAACACAGGGAAGGAGGGAUGUUUAUGCAAGGAAAGCUGCAGCUGGGGGGCAGAGUACGUGCUCGUAGGCCAAACGCACUGAGCACGGACCCCAGCGCUUUCUGCAAGGCCCUCUCUGAAGCCCUCUGCUGCCACUGAUCUCCGUCUGAACAGAGGGGGAGGCAGCAGCCCCUGCCCCAGCCGAGGGGCAGAGACUCUCCUGCCGCUGUGCGGUCUGCCCGUAGGCAGGGAGAGCCUUGGCUGCCCCAUGGCUGGAGCCGCACAGCCUGGCCUCCGAGAGAAGCAGAGAGACCCUGCGAGCCCCGGGUCUCGGGGGUGGAGGCCCAUCGGGCACUGCUUUGCUCCAGGGAGGUCUGGGAGGGGCACCUGAGCUGCUUCGUGCUCCGGCGGGUUGGGGGGCCCCUUGGGUGGGGAGCAGCUGCGGCUUCAGGGAACUUGGCUUCUCAGCCAGCAGAACCACCCCAGCAAAAGCCGGGCUUGAAUAUGGACUGAUUAUCUUUCUGUAACCAAGAAGUGAAUGGCGGGUCUCCCUCCUCUUCUCCCGCCAUUCCUCCACCUCUGGGGAACUGGUGACCCUCUGCGGGGGACUGCCACCCUCCUUCAUGGUGGUUGUGGCCACUGGGCCUACGCAGAUUUUAGCCACAGCUACAAGCAACCUCCGGGUUUCUUCCUUUCGGACUGGAAUGAUGUCAGGACAUCCUGGGGGAAGGUUCCCCCUUCCUCAGGACCCACUGUGGGCCACAAGGACAAGAGUCUCUCUGGGGUUUGGGUAUAUUUGGUAAAUGAAAAGAGAAAGCUUCUUAAGGGCAAAUAAAGAGUUUUGCCUGCUGCCGGGCAUUGCGUUUGA